UGGCACCCCAUGUUCCUCCUUUUGUCUCAUUUUCCACGCCGAGGAAAAGCAGAAGGGAGAGGAGGAGGAGGAAAGGAAAAAAAAAAACGAGGAAAAGGGAAUAUCUUUUUUGCAAGUAGAUGUCAAUGGCAGCCGAAUCAGGGGACCCUUUUUAGGGUUCUCGUUUCUCUGCCUUUUCUCCUCCGGUUUUCAGGGGUGGUUGCUGGUUUUGUCGUGUUCGGAUUCAGAGGCAGUGCAAAGUAUAACCAAGACGGGUGCGCUUUGUUGUGUGGCCGCUGGGCCACAUGGAUCAAAACCAGGCACAGAAUCAGGAGUUGGUGAUAACUCCACAGAUAGAGUUGAACCAUAUUGGCGGACAAAUUCUAGCUUCUCACCUCCUCCGUCAAGGAUAUGGGAUUGUAGAUUGCAAUCAGAUGUGCUACCUCGAGGUUAUGGAACUAACAGGUUAUCAUUUUCCUCAAACCGCAAGAAACGCAGAAGCAGGUUGGGUAGUAAUAGGAUUACAAGCCAUCACCAUUCGGUGUCUGAUGGUGCACUUUCUUAUAACGAUAGCCCUCCAAAUAGUGCUCAGGCAUCUAGGCGGUGGACUUCACCAGUACAAAAAUUCAAAGUGGGCGAGAUGGCUGGCCCUUCAGUAAGAGGAUCAAGGUCUGAAACAUCCCCAUAUCCCCCUUGCGCUGAGAGGUAUCUUGCUGUGAAAGCAGCUGCAGCGUCCCCCAGUUUUGGCUCCCCAUCAUCAUUCUCAGAGUUUGACACCUGGGAGUCAACACGACAGCAACCGUACUUUCUUCCUGGCCGUCAUUCUAGACGCUCUCACGUGUCAAAAGCUGUUUACCCAAUGUUGUUUCACAAUCCAGUGUCUGACUUCGAGACCUUUGAUGAUGCCAAGGCUAGCAGCCUCGGCAGGUUGACUCCUGGUGAGGAUCGUAUCUCGCCAUCUUACUGGCACGAAGAUGGUCUGUCUAGAGAGGACAAAUUUUACAGAGCUCUUGCUGAGCUUCGAAAGUUAGAGGCAUCUCCAGAUCUCAACACAAGCUCAAGAAGAGAAGGAUUUAGGUGGAGUAAUGCCAGUAGUUACGAUCUAGGGUUUGAUGUAGAAAGGUGUGCUAUUGCAGAAAACACGGACAGGGAGGAAAUUACAUCACCUUAUGGCCCUGGAAUGGAUCAGAAAUGUGGGAUUUGUGGAAAAUUGCUACAGCAGAAGUCACCGUGGAGUUCCCAUCGGAUUUUACGUGGCAAUGACAUGCCGAUUGCCGGGGUACUUCCCUGCAGCCACGUCUUUCAUGCAGAUUGCUUGGAGCACAUGACCCCCAAAACCCAAAUUCAUGACCCUCCAUGUCCUUUGUGCCUGAAGUAUCUUGGACCUACCUCGGAAUCUCCAUUUGUGAAAGAGUCGUUGCAGAUGGCAUUAAGAUCUUUAAGGAGGAGUCGAGGGGUUGUGAUAGAUGAGGGCCCACUUGAUCAAAAUGACAAAGCCUCAGCACACACUAAGGAUAGAUUAAAGAGAAGUGGCCUCGGGUUGUUCAGCGUUGGAAUAUUGGUGGUUCUUCUUUUGGGAAUCGGCUAAAAAGGCAUCUACUGUUUAAGGGGAGCGGCAGUAAA
Syzygium oleosum is the source of this 1602-nucleotide messenger RNA. RefSeq lists its product as uncharacterized. NCBI's taxonomy places the organism in Eukaryota, Viridiplantae, Streptophyta, Magnoliopsida, Myrtales, Myrtaceae. The record is from RefSeq and is a predicted model, not a curated record.